AUUUCUUAAAAUUAUCAAAUUAUGACAAAUAAUUAAAAUUUUUAGGAUGCAAUUAAUUCAGGAAUUCCAGAACUGGGCUGUGUAAAAGGUGGCUCCACUGAAGACUUUUUUAAGAAUUCUCAGAUGACACUCUACAAGAAAGUAUAUGAUAGUUUUCAGAGAAAGCCCGAAAAUUUAUUUAGUUCAACUGCAGAUGGAGUGAAAAAACUGCGUGAAAGUAAUGGAAAAUAUGCAAUUUUUGUAGAAUCAACAUUUAAUGAAUACACAAGUCAUCGUGAGCCUUGUGAUACUAUGAUGGUUCCAGGAACUCUUGACACAAAAAGUUAUGCAGUUGCUUCUAUGUUCAAUUCAAGCAUAUCGAAUGACAGAAUUAAUGAAGCUCUUCAUAAACUCCAUGAGACUGGCUAUCUGAAUGAGUUAUAUGAUAAAUGGUGGCUUCGUACAAGUGAAUGUGCUCGAAGAUACUCAAGAUCCUUGGAGGAAUUAUACCAUGACUCUUUGACAAUAUGGGAAGUAUCUGGUGUAUUUUAUAUUUUGUUAAUUGGUAUAGCUGUAUUAUUGGGAAUCACAGCUGCCGAAUACUUUUAUUGCUCUCGGAAUAGUUCUGCAAGAAGACAUAAUUCAGCCCUGGAUGAAACUCAAACUUAAGUAUUCAGAAGUGCAAAUAUCUAGUCAAUAGUAUUAA
This is a messenger RNA of Centruroides sculpturatus (bark scorpion), 685 nucleotides long. Its product is annotated as glutamate receptor 3-like. Gene Ontology annotation, cellular component: plasma membrane; postsynaptic membrane. Bases 124 to 648 code for a protein of 174 amino acids. Gene Ontology annotation, molecular function: glutamate receptor activity; transmitter-gated monoatomic ion channel activity involved in regulation of postsynaptic membrane potential. Gene Ontology annotation, biological process: modulation of chemical synaptic transmission; synaptic transmission, glutamatergic. The record is from RefSeq and is a predicted model, not a curated record. The transcript has 5 exons. Lineage: Eukaryota; Metazoa; Arthropoda; Arachnida; Scorpiones; Buthidae.